AUGAAGAAUCCCUUUUUGGUCAAGCACAAGGAAAAGGCCGAGUUCAACCAGUACUGGUACUCGGCCAAGACCAUCGCCUUCCUGGCGGAGCAGGCCCUCGCUUCGCCCGGGGAGGUGUGCUUCCUCUCCUGCCCCUCCGUCUACGGCUCCGUGAAGGGGCCCGACCGUGAUCGCUGCUUCCUCUUCGACAAGGUGGCCGGGAACAACUACUUUCCCUACGACUUUAAUCGGGCAGAGGACAUCCCCGUGCACUUCAAAGCCCGCUUCUCCUUCAUUCUGAUCGAUCCUCCCUUCAUCACCCGAGAGGUCUGGCAGGCCUACGCCCGCACCGUGCGGAUGAUCGGCGCCAAAGACGCCCGGGUGCUCUGCUCGACCAUCGACGAGAACGCAGACCUGCUGCGUGAGCUGCUGGGGGUGGAGAGGGCCACCUUCAGACCGCUGAUCCCAAACCUGGUCUACCAGUACUCUUUCUUCGCGAACUUCACGAAUGAGGCCCUCGAGACUGUCAACGAGGAAAUCGGGUUCUGA
Hippocampus zosterae (dwarf seahorse) is the source of this 528-nucleotide messenger RNA. Its product is annotated as EEF1A lysine methyltransferase 1-like. The coding region runs from base 1 to 528 and encodes 175 amino acids. Gene Ontology annotation, biological process: methylation. The record is from RefSeq and is a predicted model, not a curated record. NCBI's taxonomy places the organism in Eukaryota, Metazoa, Chordata, Actinopteri, Syngnathiformes, Syngnathidae. The transcript is spliced from 2 exons. Gene Ontology annotation, molecular function: protein-lysine N-methyltransferase activity; nucleic acid binding.